Messenger RNA from Rhopalosiphum padi (bird cherry-oat aphid), 2572 nucleotides. RefSeq lists its product as uncharacterized. NCBI's taxonomy places the organism in Eukaryota, Metazoa, Arthropoda, Insecta, Hemiptera, Aphididae. The transcript is spliced from 2 exons. Bases 42 to 1313 code for a protein of 423 amino acids. The record is from RefSeq and is a predicted model, not a curated record.
UAAAAAGUUACGUAUAAUUUCAGUUCUUACAAGCUAAUCUAAUGUUAGAAUUAUAUCUUUCCGAGACCAGUAUAUUGUUCGACGUCAUACAAACAGCGAAAUUAGGAUUAAUACAUCCCAACUUGAUAAGUCCACAGGAGUUACUGAAACAAUUUUUAGAUAUUAAGAUAGGGCUACCCAGUGGUACAGACCUACCUCUGGAUUUAAAUGAAAAUAACGUACAAGAAAUGAUGCCUCUAUCAGACAUAACAAUCUAUUAUUUAAAUGACAAAGUUGUAUUUGUUUUAAGUGUACCUUUAGUAUACCAACAGGAAUUAACUCUUUUUCAGCUAAUACCGAUACCAAGUUGUGAAAAGAAUAAUUGUUUAUAUGUAAAACCUAAUCAUAAUUAUUUAGCCAUAACCAGGUCAAAAGAACUGUAUUCCACAUAUGAUAAAAUUGACCAAAAUCUGUGUAAACAUGCUAGUGGUUUCCUGGUAUGUCCUGAAAUCUAUCCUUUACAUCCAAGAAGUGUACGCCCUAUCUGCGAAGUACUUCUAUUACAAGAUCCAAAAGAGGUUCCAGACAGUUGUGAAAUAAUGCAUGUGCAACUACAGACAAACUUGUUCCAUAAGUUACAGUUCAAAAAUGAAUGGAUUUACGCUUCUCCAGGUGAAACCAUAUUCAUUACAUGCGACCAUGACAGAAGAAGUGAAAAUCAUUUUCUACAAGGAGUAGGAAUUUUAUUUAUAAACGAAACGUGUAAAGCUUACGCAACACGUGACAUACUAAUUCCGCAUAAAAUAGAAACCGAUAAUGAAUAUAUAGACUUUAUACCAAACUCACAAAUCAAAGAAUCAGAAGAGAGAUACGUAGGGUUAACAACCAAUAUAUUAAAAAAUAAACAUGUGCGAACCAAUCAAAUGUUCGAUUUGAAUAUCGUUGCAAAAUCCACAUCCGAGAUUAAGGAAAUAAUGUCAAAGAACAUCGAAACAGACGAAAUUAGAAACAGCAAAAAUAGACAUGACUAUUUAUUAUAUGUAGUCUGUGCAAUAACAAUUGUGUAUCUUUUCUUAAUCAUAAUAAGUUGUAUAGAAAAAACACCACGGUACAUGAGAAACCGCACUAUGAGAUCAAGAAGGGUCAUCAACCGGAAACCAAUAACUGAACUAGUACAAUUUCAUGUACCAGCACCAGUCAACGAACUAAAGCAAUCCAACCCAGUCGAUGACAACCCAACAACGACAAACUCCCAAAAUCAGCCGAAGGACGACGUUACUCAACCGCCGACCACAUCUCCAAACACGGGAUAUUCCGUGUAUCCACGGUUAUGAUACAGGGUAUCAUUCUAAGAGGGGAGGAGUGUAGUAAACCGACGUUUUUACACAAAAACGUCGUUCCAAAGUACAGGCGGCUACAACAAUAUCACGCCACCACAACAAGCCACUGAUGCUGCCACCGCAUUGGUUAAUGCCGAUUUAGGCACAUCACGCCAUUUCCUAUGACGUCAAUCACCCUUUCCUUAACCACGACAUGUACCAUAUAAAUAGGAGCCUUUUUUUAGAGAGGACUUCAGAGAUAGUUAAAUCUUCAAUCCCAACUUAUAGUACUUGUGCAGGUCGCGGACUUUGUAACAGCCGUAUUACCGCCUACAUCAAGUACAAAUCCCAGUUUUAGUGCUAAUAUCUACUCUCCGGCAGAAUACUUUAUAUUCUGUCGAAACACUUUAAAUUCUAAACAUUAUUCUAAUUUGUUUUAUAAGUAAUAAAUAUAAUAACUUUAAUAACUUGUGUUAAUCAACUUAUUUAUCAACCUAAAUACAAACCACUUCCGAAUCAGAGUCGACAACGUGUACGUGCAUUCGUCGUUAAAGAAGCGUGAACUAACUGCCAGGAGUACGGUCACUCCAAAUCAUACUGUGCCCACCCUCCAAGAUGCGUCAAAUGUGCUGCCAAUCAUUCUACUUCCACCUGCACAAAAUCCAAAGACGAACCACCGGCCUGCGCCCUCUGUGGAGGUAAUCACACAGCUAACUACCAAGGCUGCCAAGUCCACAAAAACCUUCAAAGCUUCCAAUACGUAUGUGAAGUUAAAGGUCAGGUUUCUCAAUACACACUUGCUGGAUGGAGAAAAGACUUGGCCUAUACAUUUUCUAAAUUUGGAGAAAUUAGACCAACAAAAGGAAGGCGAUCAAGCUCACUGGAAGUAAAAAUUAAAAGUACUCGUCCACAAUCAUUUCGACCAACAAAAGACAUAAGGACAGAUAUGAUAUCGCAUUGGCAAAAGUUGGUAGACAAACGAGGGAGAUGUAAAUUUCCAGGUUGUAAAGGGUACACAAAUACACAAUGUGAAAAGUGUCAAGUUUUUUUGUGUUAUAAUAAGACACAAAAUUGUUUUAAAAAAUUCCAUUGUACAUAAAUCAAUAAUUAAAAAAAAUUAUAUGCAUAUGUAUAAUGACAAAUAUCAAAAAGUUAUGUGAUAAGUGUUAAGUUUUUAUUUUGUUAACAAGUACCUAAUAAAGAAAUAGUUUCAGUUCAAUUAUAUUCUUUAUUUAUAUUCAGUUUUAAGUUUUUGUUAUGUUGCAGAUUUCAAA